This is a messenger RNA of Fusarium fujikuroi IMI 58289, 762 nucleotides long. RefSeq lists its product as uncharacterized. Bases 1 to 762 code for a protein of 253 amino acids. The transcript has a single exon. Gene Ontology annotation, molecular function: nucleotidyltransferase activity. The record is from RefSeq and is a predicted model, not a curated record. NCBI's taxonomy places the organism in Eukaryota, Fungi, Ascomycota, Sordariomycetes, Hypocreales, Nectriaceae.
AUGGAUAACCUACCAGAAGACGUGCAACGUUACCUUGACGAACUGGUCAAGCGUCUCACCGACCAUCUCAAAGACCAAUUGGUCGGCGUGUACCUGUUCGGCUCAGCCAGCUAUGACGCCUAUCAGCCCGGCCUCAGCGACCUCGACGUACAGGCGAUCGUUAAAAGUCCACUCGAAACCAGUGAAAAAGAAGCGAUAAUCUAUCGCCUGACCCAGCAGAACUUGCCCUGUCCGGCCACGAAGCUCGAGUUUGUCGUGUAUGCCCAAGGCUCUGUGAAUCCCGCGAACCGCCACCCCGCCUUCGAACUCAAUCUGAACACAGGGCCUUACCAAUCCGAUCACAUCAGCCUCGACCCCGCAAACGAAUCAAGCCACUGGUUCCUGCUCGAUAUUGCCAUGGGACGUCAACUGGGCCGCUGCUUGUAUGGCGCUGAUCUCGCUGAGGCUUUUGGGGCCAUUCCUCGUCGCUGGGUCCUUGAGGGAAUGGCAGACUCCCUCGCAUGGCACCAGGCAAACGAAGCUACGUCAACGAACAGCGUGCUGAACGCUUGCCGAAGCUGGCGAUACAUUGCCACAGGGGAGUUUUGCUCAAAGUUAGAGGGUGCCAACUGGGCCAUGAAGCAAGACAAUUGUCCUGCCGUUAUCCAACACGCCGUUGAGGGUCGCAAAACAGGUGAUAAACUCGAUGCUGGUCAGGUAAUGAAACUCUACGACGUAGUCGUCAAGGCUAAUCUCGGCAAGCUUGAGACAGAGGAUAAUUGA